Molecule: messenger RNA, 5922 nt
Organism: Salvelinus sp. IW2-2015
Lineage: Eukaryota; Metazoa; Chordata; Actinopteri; Salmoniformes; Salmonidae
Gene: agap3
Product: ArfGAP with GTPase domain, ankyrin repeat and PH domain 3
Biological process (GO): activation of GTPase activity
Cellular component (GO): nucleus
Molecular function (GO): GTP binding; GTPase activator activity; protein binding
Source: RefSeq, a predicted model, not a curated record
GUUUCUCCAACUCCAACAGCUCUCUAGUAACUCAGCAGCUCCAGCAGCAGCCCAACCUUCUCAGUCAGACUGGGAGACUACAGCGGUAGGAGUGGAGGUAGAUACAGCCACAGCAGCUCCAGAGCAACAGAAGACCCAGGUAGAGAUCCAGGGACAGGACGUUUCUCCCCAGACUGAAGGGCCUCUCCCUGGGCAUCAUGGUGGUGUUCUGGCCGGUGGUGGCUCUCCACCCCGGGCUGUGCUCCGCAGGAGGCCAUCCCAGGACGGUGCUGCUCCACACAACAGGAGGGCGGUGAGCAUGUAUGGAGCCGCAGCCAGGCAGCAUCGAGGCUCGCUAAGCCGCCAGGACAGACAGGACAGGCCCAGGAGUGUGUGCAUGCUCGCAGGCCCCAACCUCAACCCUGCCCUAUCAGAGCCCGGGUCCCACUCCCAACAGACCUCCAGGAGGGGGGCUACAAGGUCUCUGGACGGUCCCCCACAGCAGCGCUGGACCAGGAGGGCAGAGCUGCGGGCGGUGGACGGCCUUAAGCCAGGGGUGCUCCCUCAGUGGACGGUGGCGGGGGCUGAGGAGAAGGUGGUCCCCCGGGUCCGGCAGCAGACCUGGAAACCGAGACCGGUCAGCAUGACUGUGUUGGAGCUGAGGAAGAAGGCCUCGGGGUCUCAGGAAGGGCUGGACAGCGAAGGAGGAAGCCAGGGGGGAGGUCUAUUUGGCCGCUGGAGGCUGUUCGGCCGACCAGCCCAGGACAAGGAGAAGGAGGAAGCCCCAGACCCAGGCUCCAAGCCCAGCAGCAAGCCGGAUGCCCCCAAGAAGACCCUGAGCUCCUUACGCCGGAGCCUCAGUCUGCGGAUCAGGAGGAACCGGCCACGGGAAAGAGUGGACAUUUCUGAGGUGACAGCAGAGGAACGCUCACGCACUACAAGUAUGGAGCAGGAGACAUCUCGCCCCUUGCGGCCCUUCUCCUAUCUGACUGGGAGGACCCUGCCACCUCCUUACGAGAGGGAUGAUGAUGGAGGGAGGCAGUUCAUUCAGUACCACAGCCAGGGCAAGGUCAAGGUGAUGGAGGUGCCCCUCUACCCAGCCAAACUGUCCUCCUCUACUAAACCGGCCCAGGAGGAGCCCAGCCUAUGGCAGCUCAUAGCCAGACGCUUUAGGAGGAAGGAGCAGCAGCAACCGUCCAACGGUAAAUGUGAACUCCAGCCCCGACACCCGAGCAAAGAGACUGGCAAAUAUUCCCUGGGCAGGAUUAAAAAGCCUCAGUCAGUUGCAAUAGAGACUCUGGUAGACUGCAACAAAGGUCAAGACUCUUUCGUCAAUAGCCAGGAGUGGACAUUGAGUCGAUCAGUGCCAGAGCUCAAAGUGGGUAUUGUGGGUAAUCUGUCGAGUGGGAAGUCGGCCUUGGUCCACCGGUACCUGACAGGCACAUAUGUGCAGGAGGAAUCUCCUGAAGGUGGUCGGUUCAAGAAAGAGAUGGUGGUUGAUGGACAGAGCUACCUGCUGCUGAUCAGAGAUGAGGGAGGCCCCCCGGAGCUGCAGUUUGCAGCAUGGGUAGACGCGGUGGUGUUUGUCUUCAGUCUGGAGGAUGAGAUCAGUUUCCAGACAGUCUACAACUAUUUCCUGCGUCUGUCCAGCUACAGGAACACAGCAGAGGUCCCCAUGGUCCUGGUUGGGACGCAAGAUGCCAUCAGUGCUGCCAACCCCAGAGUGAUCGAUGACUCGCGGGCGAGGAAGCUGUCCAACGAUCUGAAGCGCUCCACCUACUACGAGACCUGCUCCACCUAUGGCCUCAAUGUGGAACGAGUCUUCCAGGAUGUUGCCCAGAAGGUGGUGGCUCUGAGGAAAAAGCAGCAGCUGUCUAUUGGUCCGUGCAAGUCCCUGCCCAACUCUCCCAGCCACUCAUCAGUCCCCAACGCAUCCAUCCCCUCUGUGCAUAUUAACCAGUCAGCGAACGGCGGGGGUGCGUUCAGCGACUACUCCUCCUCUGUGCCCUCCACUCCCAGCAUCAGCCAGAGGGAGAUGCGUAUCGAGACCAUUGCUGCCUCCAACACGCCCACACCCAUCCGCAAGCAGUCCAAGCGCCGCUCCAACAUCUUCACUUCACGGAAAGCCAACAGUGAACAGGCAAAGACCACUGACAGUAAAACAGAUAGCAUAGGCAGUGGAAGGGCCAUACCCAUCAAACAGGGCAUCCUUCUGAAGAGAAGUGGGAAGUCCCUGAAUAAGGAGUGGAAGAAGAAAUAUGUCACACUGUGUGACAACGGCCUCCUCACCUACCACCCCAGUUUACAUGACUACAUGCAGAAUGUGCACGGUAAAGAGAUUGACCUGUUGAGGACCACGGUCAAGGUGCCAGGGAAGCGACCACCCAGAGCGGUCACCACCAUCGCCCCCACUGCCAGCCCCAAGACCAACGGGCUGACCAAGGACCGUAGCACCCUGCAGCUAGGAGUGGGCACUACAGGUGCGCCCCACUCUAACAGUAGUACGUCCCUCCAGUCAGAGCAUUCGGUCGGCGGGGGAAAUCUGGUGGGCUUCGGGGGAAGUAAAGACGGCAUGCACCAACGCUCCUUCUCUGUGUCCAGCGCUGACCAAUGGAACGAGGCCGUCAUCAACACCAGUGCAAGCACCGGGACCGCCAACGGGAUGGCCGAGCCCCUGACCUGCAGCUCUGGGGUGGGCAGUGCCACCAGUCCUAAGCAGGAGCCUCCCCCCUCGCCUCACGCCAACCGCAAGAGACACAGACGGAAAAAGAGCACAGGCAUCACCAAGCCAGACGGACCGUCUACAGGCAACGAAGAGUCGGAGGAGUCGUUUGAGUUCACCAUAGUGUCUCUGACGGGCCAGAUGUGGCACUUCGAAGCAUCUACGUUUGAGGAGAGAGAGCUGUGGGUCACAGCCAUUGAGAGCCAGAUUUUUGCCAGCCUGCAGUCCUGUGAGAGCAUGAAGAACAAGUCCCGGUUAGGCAGCCAAAGUGACGCGGCAUCCAUUCAGUCCAUAAGGAACGUGAGAGGGAACAGCUUCUGUGUGGACUGUGAUACAGCCAACCCUGACUGGGCCAGUCUGAACCUGGGGGCUCUGAUCUGUAUAGAGUGUUCAGGGAUCCACAGGAACCUGGGGACCCACCUGUCUAGGGUGAGGUCUCUGGACCUGGAUGACUGGCCUGUGGAGCUCAGCAUGGUGCUGAUGGCUAUAGGCAACACCAUGGCCAACAGUGUCUGGGAGGGGGCCCUGGAGGGGUACACCAAGGUGGGCGCUGACAGCACCAGGGAGGAGAGGGAGCGUUGGAUCCGGGCAAAGUAUGAACAGAAGCUGUUCCUUAUGGAUGUCCCCCAGUCGGACGUGCCCCUGGGGCAGCAGCUGCUUCGGGCUGUGGUGGAGGACGACCUGAGGCUGGUGGUGCUGCUGCUGGCCCACGGCACCAAGGAGGAGGUCAACGAGACGUACGGGGACGGAGACGGACGCACUGCCCUGCACCUGUCCUGCGCAAUGGCCAAUGUGGUCAUCACCCAGCUUCUCAUCUGGUAUGGUGUGGAUGUGAAGAGUCGGGACGCGCGCGGCCAGACGCCGCUGUCCUGCGCCCGGCGGGCAGGAAGCCAGGAGUGUUCUGACAUCCUGCUCCAGCACGGCUGCCCCAAUGACCCCGUCAGCAGCCUGACCACACCUAACAUGAGCCGCAGAAACCCCGAUGUUAAUCCUAACCCUAACGUCAACAAUAACAACGCCCUCGGUGAACUCAACCGCAGUGUCAGUAUCAUGUAAGGAGUGGAGAUCCCAGAUCCCAGGAGUGGAUCUGACCGGACUCACGGAUCACCAAGGCCCCUGAACAUACACAUACUGUGUCCCCAUAGACUACCCAGUGAUCGUACUACUUUCCCAGCGCCCAGUCCUCAUUCUCCUCUUACUCUACUUCAUAUUGUGUAACCUAGACUGAGUAACUGACAGUGGAGUUUUGUUGUUGUUGGCGCAAUGGACAGGAUAGAGAUAUUCCACGACACUGAGAGAGGUGCUUAGCUGGUGGACAUGGUAUAUUGUAUUUGUUUUGUUGUUUUUCUCAUAUCAUCACCACAGAGGUGCAUCUCUGUCAGAAACGUUCAUGAUCAGCUUUAAAGCUUGUUAUUGUUAUUAAGCAUCAACCAAAUGAAUGGCUCAAGAUUUCUUUGUGUUUUUGGUAUUCACCUCUCCGCACUCUGUACUAAAACAUUUCCUUUCAGGUCUUCAUCUGUUGGAGCCAGACUGGGUUUUUAUUCGACUGUUAUAUGAAAUGACUAAUUCCAUCCAUUCAUGCUUCCAUGCCUACAUGGAGAAAGAUGAACACCUUCGUAACAUCUUGCAUUAGAUACUCAAAAGGAACUUKUAUUUUGGAUGCACAGCGCAUGGUAAGUGAUACCAUGCAUAGUCAUACAGGAAAGAAACUAUUAAUAUCGAUAAUGUAAUAGAGUUUACGACACGUAAGGUCCUCCAUAAUCCAUGUCCCACCAAUAUCACAAUUAUUAAGGUUCUAUUUGACCCAGUUAUUAUUGGUACUAUUAAGCUAUCAAACUCUUGACAUGCCAUUCAUGUACAAAAGCAUGUCUACAUGGAAGAUCGAAAAUUAUUGAAAUACUUUACUUAGGGGCAAAAGGUUUAAACCACAAUUUGAGAUUUAAGAAAUUAUUGCACAAUGGGAGAAUUUUGGGAGAUAGUAAAGUGAUUCAUUUGUUGCCCUUACAAAUCAUCCAUCAUUAUAAGGGAAUUGAUGGGUCUGUUUUAUGAGCACCGGGCCGAAUGUUUUUUGUAAAGAUUCCUCUUCAAUCGGAAAUCUUUCACAGGGAUGAUUGAAGGAAGGAAAUUGUAUCAUUAAGACAUCUUUGUUGGAGUAAUUUCUGAACGGGUUGAAGAGUGUUGAUAAUUACUUGACACAUCACAUAUCCUAACCCAAUUUUCUAACUACUACAGGCGUAAUGGAAUAUCUGUUCACCUCCUGUGGCCGAAGGCCCUGUAUAUUGAUACUCAUGAUACUAUUUCUUCUGUUGUUGCUGUGAACUAUGUGGUAUGUGUGUGUGUGUGUGUGUGCGUGCGUGCGCGUGCGUGCGUGUGCUUAUGUAUGAGUGUGUGAGUGAAAGAGAGAGAGCAAGUGAUUGAGUAAAUCUGUGUAAGGACACCAUUGGGAGAAAAGGUUAACAUUUAUAGUUGUUUGACUAAAAUAUGUUUUCAAGUGUACAGACCUAAAGUAGCUCUUCCUCCUAUAAGAUUUAUCCUGAAACAUUGUGGAUUAACUUUGACUUCUGGAGUCGUAAUUUCCUCUCCAACUGACGUGACUUUAACCAACCAUCCUUACUCAAUGGACCUAACCAAGUACAUUCAAGUGUCAAACUGUGGAGAUGGUGACUGAACGGGUCAAGAAGGGAUGAAGAGAAAAGCUGCGAUGACUUGAGACACUAUGGUAAUUCUUCAUGAUAAAAUCAUAUGUAUAUAUCAGUUUUAGGACAAGACAAGAUAAAGUAGGAAGGGCUUUGACCACAGGAAUAUUCAAGUGAGAUUGGCAUAAAGUCUAUAGAGACAUGUAUUUUUCCUCGCUCUUCCGCUGUUUUAAGGAUUGAAAUUAAAACCCAGUUUUCUGGUCUUUAGUUUUACUAUGGCGGUGUUUAUGUUUACAGGGCAAAGGCUCUUCAUAUUAACCCUGGUACUUUAUCUACAUGGUUUUGUUGAUUCCCAGCGGGCAUAACUGGUUGGAAUUAUAUCAGUAUAACCAUAUUACAAUCUGGUUGUAAACUGGUUGGAAUUACAUCAUUUAAACCAGCUUGGCUCUGUGUAUUCCCUCUGUAUUUGUAGUUUAUUGAAGCUCACAGAAUAUCAAUGGGGCUCCUGAGUAGCGCAGUGGUCUAAGGCACUGCAUCUCAGUGCACGAUGCGUCACUACAGUCCCUGGUUCGAUUCCAGGCUGUA